Messenger RNA from Thecamonas trahens ATCC 50062, 1967 nucleotides. RefSeq lists its product as uncharacterized. Gene Ontology annotation, cellular component: cytoplasm. Gene Ontology annotation, molecular function: molecular adaptor activity; kinase binding. Bases 12 to 1967 code for a protein of 651 amino acids. Gene Ontology annotation, biological process: cell migration; negative regulation of organ growth; regulation of DNA-templated transcription. Lineage: Eukaryota; Apusomonadida; Apusomonadidae. The transcript has a single exon. The record is from RefSeq and is a predicted model, not a curated record.
CUUCCAGACACAUGGCCACCCUUCCAGACGGCUGGGAGGCCCGGUUCAAUCCCGAGACCAACUCGACGUACUACGUCGACCACAACACCCGUACCACACACUGGGAGCUCCCUGGCGCUGCCACGGUGGCUUCCUCCGCCUCAACUGGCUCGGCGUCAAUGCGCCCCGAUGGACGACCCUCGCCGCCGGACGUUCCGCCAGGCUGGGAAGCCCGCUGGGACGCCACCUACGCCCGGUACUACUUCUUCAACCUUGUCUCGCUCGAGUCGGUGUGGGAGCUUCCGCUCGCCGCCGCCCUUCCGCCCGGCUGGGAGGAGCGCCACGAUCCGAGCUCCGGCCAGCCGUACUACGUCGACCACAAGAGCCAAGCCACCCACUGGUCCAUGCCACCAGAAGCCUACGCUGCCACCCAGUCGAGGCCACAGCCACAGAACCUGCCGGCGUACGCGGGUAGUACCUACACCGGCGCUGCCACCGGCGCCGCCACAGCGCAUCCGCCGGCAGCCGAUGCUGCCGCCAAUGAGGAAGCCCGCGCCCUCAUUGCGUCUGCGCUCGGCAACCUGCGCGAGGCCGUUGAGCGUGGCGACUCGACUGGCGCGGCCCUCUUUGUCAACCGUAUCGAGCAGGAGUUGGAGCCGCUUGAGCGGCGCGACGGAGGCCAGGCCGCAUACGCCGCCGACAUCCGCGCUCAGAUCGGCGAGCUCCAGGUCCGCCUGCAGGAAGUCGGCUACCAAGCCGAGUUCACCCGCGUCUCCAACACGCUCCAGCAGCUGGUCGGCGAGCUUGAAGCCGCCGUCGCCUCGCAGGCGGUCGAGGACGCCGAUGCCCGCGCAGCCGCGGCCCGCGCCCUCAUCGACUCGUCACGCGACUCACUCUCCCAGUCGAUGGAGGGCCGUGACCUCCUCGCGGCGCACUCCUCGCGGGUCGACGAGCUGCUCAGUGCUCUUGCCAACGUCAAGAAGCUCACCCGCUACUCCCGCAUCAUCGGCGACGACCUCGCCGCCCUCCGCGCCGCCGUCAACCGCGCUGACGAGGCCGACGCCGCCCGCGCUCGCACCCAUGCCGUCGACACCCUCCAGCAGCUCCGCGAUGAGCUCGGCUCCGGUCAGCCGCCCCCGCAGGUGACGCAGUUCUACGAGGCCACAGAGGCUAUGCUAGUCGAGCUGGACGCCCAGCUCGAGACUGUCGUCCUCGCCGCAAAGGUUCUCGACGCCGCCGCCGCUGUCGACACCACCUCCGCCGCCCUCGCCUCCGCCGCCACCGCGCUCGACGAGCCGGCCUUUACAGCCGCCGCCACCCGCCUCCGCUCCCAGCUCGAGGCCAUGGGCCGACUCGUCGCCGACGCGCCGCCCAGCUCGUCUGACGUCCUCUCGCAUGUCCAGGCUGUCUCGGACGGCUGGGCCUUGCUCGAGCGCGAGGAGGCUCGCUUUGCCGAGCACAUGCGCGAAGCCCGCAUGGCCGAGCUCCGCGGCAACGUCGAGGCGCUGCAGGCCAACUGCAACGCCUGGGCCAGUGCUGGUGACUUUGACUUUGUCGAGCCAGCCAAGCGCCAGAUCGUGCAGGAGCUCGUCCGCAACUAUCAGCUCUUUGCCGACAUGGACGACGGUCAGCGGUACAUCGACGACCUCCUGCUCUGGGUUGGCCGUGUCGACGCCGCCGCUGCCGCCGCCAAGCUCGGCGUCAGCCUCCCGCCGCUCAACCCUGGAGCCCACCCGUCCGUCCCGAGCGCGUCGUUCCCGCCAGUCACCGCAGCGACUGCACCGUCGACACCCGCCGCCUCAUCAGCGCCGCCGUUCGCCUCGUCACCGGCGCCGGCGUCGGGCAUGCCGUCGGCUGAUCCGGGCCUCGAUGCCGCCGCUGCCGCACUCCCACCUGGAUGGGAGGCGCGGCGUGAUCCGUCGAGCUCGCGCCUCUUCUACGUCAACCACCGUGACCGCACCACAUCAUGGACACCGCCGCAAGCCUAG